UUAUUUCUACUUCUCAGUUUUGAGUACUUUUUUUUUAUUACUCAGUUAUUUUGGUUUGAUUUCAUUUCAACGACCAAGGUCUUUUUUUUCCAACUGCUACUCAACUCACUCAACUUGUUGGAACUCAAUCAGCCUUUUUUGACUCAAACCAAACAAAGUAAGUUCAGAAGAUGGCGUUGAACCUGAGUGAAGAGUACGAGUACGAGUAUGACGAGCCGGAGAACAGCACCAUGUGUGACUACGAUGAGUGGGAGCCGUCCUACUCGCUCAUCCCCAUGCUGUACAUGGUCAUCUUCAUGCUGGGCCUGUCGGGCAACGGCGUGGUCAUCUUCACUGUGUGGCGCUCGGCGCAGUCCAAGCCGCGGCGCGCCGCAGACGUCUACAUCUGCAAUCUGGCACUGGCCGACCUGACCUUCGUGGUGACCCUGCCCCUCUGGGCCGUGUACACGGCGCUGGGCUACCACUGGCCCUUCGGCAUGACGCUCUGCAAGCUCAGCAGCUACGUGGUGCUGCUCAACAUGUACGCCAGUGUCUUCUGCCUCACCUGCCUCAGCUUCGACCGCUACCUGGCCAUAGUGCACUCGCUGACCAGCUCGCAGCUGCGCACCAAGUCGCACAUGCAGGCCUCCCUUGCCUUCAUCUGGCUGCUGUCCGGCGUCCUGGCCUCCCCAACGCUGGUCUUCCGCACCACCCGGGAAGAAGGCAACACCACCAUCUGCAUCAUGGACUUCACCCUGGUGGCGGGCGACGACAAGCGCAAGGAGGCGCUGUGGAUCGCGGGGCUGGGGAUCUCCUCGUCCGUGCUGGGCUACCUCCUCCCGCUGCUGGCCAUGAUGGUGUGCUACGGCUUCAUCGGCUGCACCGUCACCCGCCACUUCAACAGCCUGCGCAAGGAGGACCAGCGCAAGCGGCGCCUGCUGAAGAUCAUCACCAUGCUGGUGGUGGUCUUCUCCGCCUGCUGGACGCCGUUCCACGUGGUGAAGGGCAUGGACUCGCUGUCGUACCUGGGCCUGGCGCCGUCCUCCUGCACCUUCCUGAGCUUCCUGCUGCUGGCGCACCCCUACUCCACCUGCCUGGCCUACGUCAACAGCUGCCUCAACCCCUUCCUCUACGCCUUCUUCGACACCCGCUUCCGCUCGCAGUGCCUGUUCCUGCUCAACCUGAAGAAGGCGCUGCACUCCAGCCCCGCCAGCUCGCUCUCCUCCCACAAGACCGAGCAGCAGUCGCUGGCCACCAAGGUGUGAUGAUGGACGGACGGAUGGAUGGAGGUGACAGGACAGAGAGGAGAGCAGGAGAAGAAGGAGAAAAGAAGAGAAGAGAUGAGGAAAGGAUGGAGAACAUGGUGGUGUGUGGUGGUGGUGGUGGUGGAGGUUCUAAGAGGAGAAUCUUCACUGUUGCCGUGAGAGACACUGGACCUAAAAGGAUGGAGGGAGAGACUUUGAAAAGACGGAGGUGAGCAAGAGUCAAGAAUUUGAAGAUGUC
Engraulis encrasicolus (European anchovy) is the source of this 1482-nucleotide messenger RNA. RefSeq names its product apelin receptor B-like. The transcript has a single exon. Gene Ontology annotation, cellular component: external side of plasma membrane; membrane. Lineage: Eukaryota; Metazoa; Chordata; Actinopteri; Clupeiformes; Engraulidae. Gene Ontology annotation, molecular function: C-C chemokine receptor activity; C-C chemokine binding. Gene Ontology annotation, biological process: calcium-mediated signaling; immune response; cell chemotaxis. Bases 171 to 1244 code for a protein of 357 amino acids. The record is from RefSeq and is a predicted model, not a curated record.